AUGGGUGACCUUGGCUUUAACGCCUUCAUCUCCAUCUUUGUGAGCGCGGAUGAGAUGCAAUCGGACCAAAACAUAAUCAAGUUCACACAGACUGAACUGGUUCUGGAUUCCCGUGAACUGUACCUUGAAGAGAGAAACUCCACUGUAUUGAAGUAUCUAGAAAAUCUAUAUCGCGAGGUCCACGAGGCGCUGGGUGCACACGCUACCACAGCUGCUCAAGACGCCAAAGAUGUGGUGGACUUUCAGAUACAGCUGGCCAAAGCCACUGAACCAAAGGAGAAAAUGAUGGACAGAAUUAAUCAGCUCCACAGAAUGACUCUAGCGAACAUGACUGCCAGGUUUCCACAGUUUGACUGGCUGCGCUAUGUGCAAAGGCAGUUCAGCCAGAUGGGAUUAAGCUAUAACAUCAACCUGGAAGAGGUGGUGGUCAACGACGCUUUGGUGUAUUACACGAAUCUUUUCAAACUGGUUAAUCAAACAUCUGUCAGGACGUUGCUAAACUAUGGCAUGUGGCGUUUCGUACACAAGUUUCUAGAUUUCCUCGAUCCGAGACUCGACAAGGUUCGUGUUAUUGUUUCAGAUACAGACAGUCAAUCGUCAGAACGUUGGAAGACUUGUGUAAAAAUCACAGAAUUAUCGUUUCCAUACGCUGUGGGUAGACUGUAUGUGGACAAGAAAUUCUCGCCGAAUGACAAACGCAGGACGGAGCACAUGUUUGAAAAGCUGACUGUGGCUUUUAAGGAGAUGCUACUAGAAGUCACCUGGAUGACACAACGUACAAUGGAAAAAGCGUUGAAAAAGUUGAACAAUCUUGGCAACAAGAUCGGGUAUCCGGACUUAAUUCUAAACGACACAGCUCUCAACGCUAAAAGUGAAAUGUACAUAGUCGAAGAAAAUAAUUUCUUUGGAAAUAACCUGGAGAUUACAAAGAAAUUUCGGUUAUCGAUGCUUCAGAAACUGCGAAAGCCGGUGGACGUAACUGAGUGGCCACUGUCUCCUUCUACUGUCAAUGCUUUCCACUCAUAUCAGACAAACGAAAUAGUGUUUCCAGCAGGAGUCCUCAGCCCACCGUUCUACAGUAGAAAGUUAUCCGACGCGCUGAUGUUCGGUAGCAUUGGCUUCAUCAUCGGUCACGAGAUCACACACGGCUUUGACAUCUCAGGCAGCACAUUUGAUGAAAAAGGAAACUUGAACUUGUGGUGGACUGAAGAAGACUUUAAGAUCUUUCAAAAUCGGACCCAAUGCUUGGUGAACCAGUUCAGUCAGUUCGUAGACAAGGAGCUGAAUAUGCAUGUCAAUGGGUGGCUGACUUUACAUGAAAACAUUGCUGACAACGGUGGAGUCAAAGAAGCUUUCAGGGCAUACCGCAGUGUUAUCAAAGAGAGGGGCCGAGAGGAGGACAAGUACCCCUCAUUACCGUACACACAGGACCAACUGUUUUUCAUUGGAUUAGCUCAGGUCUUGUGUGGUAAAUUUUCACCAUCCUCUAGAAAACUCUAUCUGCUGUCGGAUUCCUACAGCCCCGAUAACUUUAGGGUGAUAGGAACUCUUCAGAACAGCGAAGACUUUGAGCGAGUCUUCAAGUGCCCUGUUGGAUCACCAAUGAAUCCUCGGCAUAAAUGUCAGGUCUGGUAGAAGUGAAGUCACUUAAGACCCUCACACUAUAAAUGGCGACUUAGAAGGCCCUAGGGUCCUUUAUUUCUCACAUUUCAUCUCGCAAUUGAUAUGCAUUUAGUUAUUGUAGGGAAAAAAGAAAUAUUGCAAGAACCCGACUUUCGGUCAAGUACUACUUUUGCUGGUUACCACUCUCUGAGCAGCUAUGUGCAAGAACAUCUAAAUGUUAUUUAAUUAGGGGUUGUAAUUAUUCUGUUUGUAUCAAUUUCAGUUAAUAUCUAUAUACUUGAGAUUAUUUGUUUUUGUAAUGCCUCAAAAUGUCACUGUACACGUGAAGCCAACACUACAUGUGUAUAUAUAUUUAUAGGAGGAAGAUCCCUAAUCUAGAUAUACUAAACAUGGGAAAGCUUAUUAACAUGUACCAGUUGUCUAGUAAAUUUGAUAUCCAAUGUGGCCUUAUUUUUACCCACUAACAUAUACAAGUUGUCUAGUAGAGUACAAGAACUCUAGCGUCGCUCUUUUUUGGUUUACGAUGCUGUCUACUGCUAAUAUUGAUGUGUGAUUUACAGCAAAUAGUAAAUAAACGAUAAUCGUCAACACCAGA
Pomacea canaliculata is the source of this 2218-nucleotide messenger RNA. Its product is annotated as neprilysin-4-like. Gene Ontology annotation, biological process: protein processing. The record is from RefSeq and is a predicted model, not a curated record. The coding region runs from base 1 to 1635 and encodes 544 amino acids. Gene Ontology annotation, molecular function: metalloendopeptidase activity. The transcript is spliced from 17 exons. Gene Ontology annotation, cellular component: plasma membrane. NCBI's taxonomy places the organism in Eukaryota, Metazoa, Mollusca, Gastropoda, Architaenioglossa, Ampullariidae.